AUGGGGAACUGCCUUUCUAGAAAGGCCCCUGAUGUGAACGUCUCAGCUCAGGGUGGGAGCAAUGUCUCUGCUCCAGCUGUGUUGGAAAGCACAGCUCAGAGGGACUUCAACAUCUCCACCCACAUCUCCAACGUCCAUCAUCACUAUGGUGCUGAGACCUCAACUCCGGCACAACCAGUACAGAAGCCUGAUGGGCUGUUUCCAAGAUGCCAACAAGAACUCAAAGACAAGCUAUCCAAGAAGUUCCAUAAUGUGCAUUACGUCAUCCCAAGGCAGGGAGGAGCUGCAUCUCUGGAGGAGAUCUACACAGAGCUCUACAUCACAGAGGGGGAAUGUAAAGAGGUCAGUACUGAACAUGAGGUCAGCCAGAUUGAGAUGACAUCCAAGAUAAAGACACCUAAGAGGCAAACACCAAUCAAACCCACUGACAUCUUCAAGUGCUCAUCUGGGAAAAACAAACGCAUCAGAGUAGUUAUGACAAAGGGAGUUGCUGGAAUUGGGAAGACAAUCUCUGUGCAAAAGUUCAUUCUGGACUGGGCCAAAACCGAGGAAGAUGGGGUCAAACCGGAUGAAGAUGGGGCUAAACAGGAUAUCGAUUUCCUGUUUCCUGUGUCUUUUCGGGAGAUAAAUCUGAUGGAAGAGAAGAAAUACACUCUCAUAGAAUUUGUUCAUCACUUUUUCGGUAAAACAUCUGACCUCAUCUUCUCCACUGAUGAAAAGUACAACAUUGCCUUCAUCUUUGAUGGCCUUGAUGAAAGCAGGCUUCCUCUGGAUUUCCAGAAUAAUAAAUGCAUAUACAAUGUAUCAGACCCUGUCACAGUUGACUCCCUUCUGACAAACCUUAUCAAAGGGAAUCUGCUCCCCUCUGCUCAAAUAUGGAUCACCUCCCGACCAGCAGCAGCCAAUCAGAUCCCUCCUGAGUGUGUCGACCAGGUGACAGAAGUGAGGGGUUUCACUGACCCACAGAAGGAGGAGUAUUUUAGGAACAACAUCAAUGAUCAGGAAAUGGCCAGCAGAAUCAUCACACACCUGAAGAGAUCCAGGAGCCUCUACAUCAUGUGCCACAUUCCAGUCUUCUGUUGGAUGGCAGCCACUGUCUUGGUUUCUAUCCUGACCAAAGACAAGGGUCAUGAGAAUCCAGCUUCCUUGACCCAGAUGUACAUACACUUUCUGAUCAUACAAGUAAGAAGUACACUGACUGGGACCAGAUGA
Engraulis encrasicolus (European anchovy) is the source of this 1212-nucleotide messenger RNA. RefSeq names its product protein NLRC3-like. The transcript has 3 exons. Gene Ontology annotation, biological process: intracellular signal transduction. NCBI's taxonomy places the organism in Eukaryota, Metazoa, Chordata, Actinopteri, Clupeiformes, Engraulidae. The record is from RefSeq and is a predicted model, not a curated record. The coding region runs from base 1 to 1212 and encodes 403 amino acids.